This is a messenger RNA of Lentinula edodes (shiitake mushroom), 1443 nucleotides long. RefSeq lists its product as uncharacterized. NCBI's taxonomy places the organism in Eukaryota, Fungi, Basidiomycota, Agaricomycetes, Agaricales, Omphalotaceae. The coding region runs from base 311 to 1135 and encodes 274 amino acids. The transcript has 3 exons. The record is from RefSeq and is a predicted model, not a curated record.
UAGAUAGAUAGAUAGAAAAUAAGAGUGGCUCUGAACACAGCUUUCCACAAUUGAUGGGCCAUGUCUGCAGGAAGUGGCCCCGCCUAUUGUGGCCCAAGCUUUGACCCGGGCAUAAGAAAACUUUCGUGGGGCUACGAGGAAGCUGUCUACACUCACUGAAACUCUCGUACUCACCAGCUAUGCCCAAAAAGAAUAAUAUGAGAACAAGGACCAGAGUUGCGAAACAUGAGCUAAGGGUCCGUACGAAUAUUACCGUCUUCUGGGUCAUACUGCAUUUGACAUAUGUGUUUUAUUUUUGUAGAGGUCCUCUAUGGACGAAGUGUCAGCUGGGUACUCACCUGAACAAGACUCUGAUCUCGCCUCUGUAGACUCUUCACGCUAUAGCUUGAAUGAAGAGGAAUCGACGCUGUCUGGAAAUGAAAAAACUCAGAUGCUGGCGUAUCUACAUGAAGUACUAAAACAAACUCUCACUGGGCGAACUGUGCCGUUCCCACUGCAUGUUGCUUUCGCCGAAGACGUUCCACUUGACCACAGAGGAAUAGCUCCCCCGCGCGGACCGGGAAGCACCGUGGGGUUUUGGGAAUGGGAAGGGGAGCGAUAUCGAUGGGGCAUUCCGCUAGCACAUUUGGCAGAAGGAAUGUCGAGGUUGGCUUAUCCGGAUGCGAUGGCGUUCGACUUCAGGGAAUGUUUUCAGAGAUCUAUGAGAUUUGAAUUAGUGUGGCCAGGAUAUUUGCAUCAACGUUGGCUGGUAUCAUUACCUUUGUAUGAUAACCUCGGUGAGAGUAUACAAUGGACGAAGAAAGAACUUGGGAGAUUCAUAGCCUGUCAGUAUCGAAACUUUGCAGAGCUAUGUACCACACACCAAAUCACCUGCAAAGAACCCGCUUGGCGAAUCGGUUCAGGAGGAAUCACAUUCCAGGACAUGCGUAUUGUGACAUUCUGGAAUAUCACCAAGGACAUUUGGCGUGCAGAAAUCACCAUAGAUGCGCCAAAUUGCGGUUGGCCUGCCUCACGGCGGGAGUAUUACUCGUUGACCGGCGCGGAAGGGUGUUACAAUAAGAUAAUCCCAGAAGGGGAGGACAAGAGAUGCCCUUCCUGUACCACCGUGCACAACACCGAUCCGGAGCUUAACUGAUAAAAUUGAGCCUCCAGGGUGCUGAUAUUAUUUUUAUCGGGCUUGAAGUAUUUGCGGCCAUGGCUGGAAAAAGGAAAAAGUCCUAUAUUGCACAAAUGAGUCUUGUAUAGAUACAACGCGUUCAUUCCCUUAUAUUCUACCACCUCCAUUCGACCUCACCAGAAGAUCGACCCCUGACACCUUUGUAUGGCUUGUAGUUUUCCUUCGCAUUCGUUACCUUGAGUUGACCAACUUUCAAUGCUGAGUAUGUAUGAGAUGAUAUAUCAAAGCGAACGCGAAUUGCAUGUGAGGGACGUGGAGCACGAGUU